AUCAGUAACUGCUCGGCAUCGCUGCUGGAUAUUUCAGUUUUAGCUUUUAACCGAAACAAAUUUUUUUUAAUCAAAAACCAACAAAGAGUUUUUGCUUACACGCCAUCCCUGAAGAGAAGGGAUGGAUCUAGUUAUCCACAAUUUUUUCAAAAAUGCCCGCAAGAACCAAGAUCCAUUCGUUUUCGAAGCUGGAGGCAGUUGUUAUACACGAUGCAGAACCAGCAGACUUUGAACGUGCUAUAUCAGCUUCUGGUUAUGGUAAAUUUAACAUCAUCCUAUACAUCAUAUCAACAGCAGCAGGAUGGUCGUUCGUCUUCGAAACCACCACGAUGUCAUACGUUUUUCCAGCGGCAGAAUGUGAUCUUCAGCUCACACUAAACCACAAGGGCUGGCUGAAUGCAGUUACUUACGCAGGUAUGAUAUCGAGUGCGUUCGUUUGGGGAUUUCUUUGUGACACCUUAGGCCGGAGGAAACUUUUAAUCAUUGGAUUUUUACUCGAUGGAUUGUUCUUAAUGAUAGCGGCACUCUCACAAAACUUUCAACUUCUGAUGAUAGCUAAAUUUCUUGGAGGAUUUAUUAUUAAUGGACCUUUUGCGGCGCUAACAGCGUAUCUAUCCGAAUUCCAUUGUGCUAAACAGAGAGCUAGAGUCCAAAUGAUUUUGGGCGCUAUUUUCAGCUUAGGAAAUCUAAUACUGCCAGUACUUGCCCUUGUUAUCCUUCCGCUCAAUGUGAACCUCAAAGUGGGAAUUUUGGAAUUUCAUUCCUGGAACAUCUAUUUAAUGGUGAGCUCCCUGCCGGCACUUGCCAGUGGCAUAGCCUUCAUUUUUCUCCCUGAAAGUCCAAAGUUUCUUAUGUCCAUUGGAAAUAACGAGAAGGCCCUUCGUGUAUUUAGAGAAGUAUAUCGAGUUAACACCGGACAUUCAGAGGAUAGUUAUCCGAUCAAAUACCUGAUCGAUGAAACUAAGAUGAACAACUUUGACUUGAAUAUCAGUAGUAGUGACGUAACAGUGACGAGGACCAACACUCAAAUGUUAAAAGAAGGCUUUCACCAAAUCAAACCAAUAUUUAAAGCUCCUCACGUAACCAAAAUCUUUCUGGUUUUUAUGUUGCAGUUCUUGAUCAUGAUGGGAUUGAACACUCUAAGACUAUGGCUUCCACAAAUCUACCAGGCGAUGAACGAUUACAAAUUCUACAAUAAUGAAAGUGCCACACUUUGUGAGACUUUGGAAAUAUUUCAACCAAAGACUGAUAUCUUUAAUCUAACCGGAGAACCAUGUGAAGUGAAUUUAAAUAAUACAGAGGUGUACACAAAUUCUAUGAUAGUGGCUACGACAAGUAUCAUCGGGUACAUUACAGCAGGAACGUUGAUCAAUUCUUUGGGAAAAAAGAAGCUAUUAAGUAUCUUGGGAUUCAUAUCUGGCUCCAUGGCAAUGACGUUAUAUUUUUCAAAGAAUGUAACGUCUACAAUAGCAUUUUCUGCCAUGUUUGUUACAUUUGGUAGCAUAGGAAUAAAUGUUAUAUUAGCAGUUGUAGUAGAUUUGAUACCAACUUCGUUAAGGACUAUGGCUGUAUCCCUUACAAUGAUGUUCGGAAGAUUUGGUGCAGCGCUAGGAAACUUGAUUUUCCCCUUUUUGUUAGAGUCAGGAUGUGCACCUCCGUUUUUCUCUGUCGGAUCUGUGAUGAUUGGCUGUGCUUUCUUGGCAUACUUCCUUCCAAAUACGGAUAUGAAAGCAUUGCUCUAAGAAAGUAAUUAAUUUAAAACCUUAUAAAUGAUUGAAUCAAAAAGUUGCAAUGGUGAAAAAUUCAAAAAUGAAUACAGCGUUAACGAAAAAAAUGUAGUAACGUAAGAGAUGGAGACGAAAUACAACAGAAUUAAAUUCAGCGAUAUUAACGAAAGGCAUGAGGAUUGUUUUUGAUUCAAGCAUAUAAGAGCUUUUUCUCUGGUUGUUUUGCAAUAUGGACUGACUACACAAUAUUUUUAGUAUGAAAGACAAUAAAUCUAGAGAAAAAUUAAUGUAAAAAUUAAUCAAAGAAUAUCGGUUAGAGGAAAGUCUUAUUAGUAGUAAAAGCAACAUUUGUGAACGCUUCCAAAGAAAGUUCGUCUGUAUUGUUACGAUAUUGUUAAUGUCUAUCAGUAUUUAUAGGUAUAUUUAUAUUUAUUUCAAAACGGCCGUAGAAAAAGCGUUAAGUAAGUCUAAAGCAAAAGCAACUUUACAUUUAACACUAGAUUGGAAUAUAACAGCGAUAGUUCGAACAAGCUGAGAAUGCGAGCAUAUUAUCAUAACAAAAACUUUGUUUACGGUUAGCAAACAUAAUUUCUAUAUUUCUACCUAUAUAUUUCUUUUACUUUUUCUUCCUCUUUAUAAGCAAUUCUGCUUGUUCAUUGUGUCGGCCUCAUAUGAAAAGUGCCUAAGUCCAAAUUAACAAAUUUUACAGGAGACGAAAAAAAAAUGAUUUAAAGAAUGAGUUUGACUUAAAACUUUAUCUUAUUUGAUACAGUUACUUAGAAUAGUGUCCGGCGGCCUUCUCAUAAAGAUAGAUCUAUGCUUAAAAUAUUAUUACUUUAAAAAUGGAUUUAGGCAACUUUCAUUUUUGAAAUAAGGAAAAAUUUUGGAGUUGGGCACACUUAAUAACGAAAAUCAUGAAAAAAUAUGCGUAACUCCAUAAAAAGUCGCCAAAAAUAAACUGUGAAAAAUGCUUAAGUCCCACAAGAAAAACAAAUGUGGGGUUUUAAGGAUAAUAAUGCAACUUAAAAAUAUAGUUAACACAAAAACUAUAAUUGUAUGAUCAAAUUGAACUUACCUUCAAUAAGUUUACACUAUUUCCAUGAAGAUAUGUUAGCUUAUAAUACUUUUCUUGAAGAUAUAACACAGCAGCGCAGCAAAAGUACAUCUAACCUCAAUGACAAUGGACUUUGGCAAAUUUCAUGUGAUUCACCCAACGCCGUGAAGUUGGGUAGAAUUCUUUUUUGUGCUUCUAGCGACAUCUAUUGACUUUUUUGUCUUGCUAUGCAUGCAUACCAUAAAUAAUCAGAUGGAGCAAAAAUCUCAUUUUUGCUUAUUUUUGGACUUAGGCACUUUUCAUAUGAGGCCGACGAUUGGCGUAUUGAUGCCUGUAUGGAAGGUUAUCACUAGUCACUACAUCUUUUGCGUGGUCUACCGAUUGGUGAUUUAUCUCUUGCUAUUUUAACUACACGUGUCUUUCCCAUUCUGGUUAUGUGGUUAUUCCAUUUUUUUUCUAUUUAGUGUCCAGUCGUUUAUACACUGUACGUUACAUUGUCUUCUAAUAUCUUCGCUCCUCUUUCGAUCUCUCAGUGUAUUUCCUGUAAUUCUUCUCAGUACUCUCAUCUCUGCCGUUUCCAGUAGUCUUUGUGUUGUGUCUGUAUCGGGUCUUGUUUCUUAUGUGUAUGUCAUUAUUGAUCUUACAAUGGCUUUAAAAAUUCUUGACUUCAUCUCAGUGUUAAUAUGCCGGUUACGCCAUAUACAGUAUUGUGCGAAUUAAUGGAAUCAUUGUGAUUUUUUUCAAUAUUAACAGUUGGCAAUACUGCAAUGUUUUUCAUACAUGGGGGUUGGAACUUUGGUACCAAUCGAAGGCAUGAUGAACAGCGAAAAAUACAAAUCCAUGUUGGAACAGCGUUUGGACACAGAACUCCAAAAAUGUCAGCCCCAAGGAGGAGCGAUUCUUCAACAAAACUCUGCUUCCUGUCACAAGUCAAAGCAAAUGAUGGAAUUUUUCAAAAAUAAGAAGAUUAGUGUUUUAGAUUGGCCCGGUAAUUCGCCAGACCUCAACCCGACUGAAAAUUUAUGGGCCAUUUGCAAAGCUAGACUACGCAAAAUCGACUGUACUACAAAAAUAAAAAAUGAUAGAAGCGAUCAUUCAGGUUUGGUUUCGAGAUGAAAGGAUAUCUGGGAACUAUCAAAAGCUCGUAGAAUCUAUGCCAAAACGGGUAAAAGCAGUAAUAGCAGCCAAAGGGGGGCAUAUUUCCUACUAAGUGAUGUAAGUGUUUACCUUUAUAGUUUUGUCCAAAUAUAAUUUUUUUCUAAAUAAACCGGGUUUUCAUUAAAACAGCUUAUGAUUCCAUUCAUUCGCACAGUACUGUAGUGUUAUUAAAGCAUCAUGUCAGUCUAUUUGCUUUUUUUUACUUGAUUUCUUACUUCUUUGCCCAUUUCUCCAUAGCUGGACAGUGUACCUAAUUCCAAGGUAUUUUAUUUCCAUUACGUGUUCAAUAGUGAUACCAUCAAUUUCUAUUUUACAUCUGAUUGGUUCUUUAGCGAUUACUAUUGUUUUAGUUUUGUGACAUAAAAUUGUCAUAUUGAAUUCUUUUGCUCUCGAGUUAAAUAUAUGUGGACUAAUCUUUGCAGAGUAUAUAUUUGUAUAAUAAUAUUACUAUUGAAUUGAUAUACCUAUCGUAUGCCUUAAGUCGAAAAUUCGAUUUUUCGACUUUGAAAUGCAAUUUUCAGAUUUGGAUUCAGGAGACAACUACAUAAGAGUCCAUCGGUAGAUUAACUCCAAGUAUAGCAGGGGCGGCGACGCACAAACGAACGGACUUUGCGAAUUUAUAAACAAAAACGAUUUUUUUGUUAAAAAAUCAUCUCAAUAGUAUUGGAAAUAUUUACCAUACGAGAAAAGAUAUACCAAUCUAGGUAGAAUUAAGUUUUUCUACGAUGUAAAGUAGCUUUUCUUUAUGAUACACCAUAUUUUUGAAUAGGUUAUCAAGUAUGAACAUUUUUUUAACGUACUAAUAAGAGAAUGAUAUAUCAGUAUUUUUUAUUACAAAGUAACUUUUAAGUUGUAAAUGUCUUGUGUAAUCUGUAAAAUAAAAUAUUCGUUCUUUUGGUAUAUAAA
Diabrotica virgifera virgifera (western corn rootworm) is the source of this 4845-nucleotide messenger RNA. RefSeq names its product synaptic vesicle glycoprotein 2B-like. Bases 153 to 1742 code for a protein of 529 amino acids. The transcript is spliced from 11 exons. NCBI's taxonomy places the organism in Eukaryota, Metazoa, Arthropoda, Insecta, Coleoptera, Chrysomelidae. Gene Ontology annotation, molecular function: transmembrane transporter activity. Gene Ontology annotation, biological process: transmembrane transport. The record is from RefSeq and is a predicted model, not a curated record.